Messenger RNA from Diprion similis, 2215 nucleotides. RefSeq lists its product as uncharacterized. The transcript has 13 exons. Gene Ontology annotation, cellular component: plasma membrane. Bases 288 to 1889 code for a protein of 533 amino acids. The record is from RefSeq and is a predicted model, not a curated record. NCBI's taxonomy places the organism in Eukaryota, Metazoa, Arthropoda, Insecta, Hymenoptera, Diprionidae. Gene Ontology annotation, molecular function: calcium ion binding.
CCACCACUACCAAUACCACCACUACAACCGUCUAACCUUCUUUCAACGCCAGCAUAUACACACGCACACAAUUUUACAAUAGUCACCCGUUUGUUUGUUUGUUUUCGGUUUUCUCACUAUCACUCGUUAUUAUUCUUAAUAUUUACAUCUUACAAAUACAACGUUAUUAUUGUACAUCAAAUGCAGUCGUCAUUUGUUACCUUUCCAAUGACAGCUGCCACAUAUUUCCUUUACGAGUCGACGUUUAUUGAUGAUCAAACAUUAUCAAGAUAAUUUACACCUACGUGAUGCAGUUGUUUCCAAGUCGGUCGCAGCUGCACGAGAUGCUGCAUUGUGCUGAAGAAUGCUUUGAAACAAGUUCUGUCACUUGUAUGAUGUUUGGAGAAUUUUGCAUAUUUGCUACAGAACUUGAGCGCUUAUGCGAACGAGGAGUACCUGUUCCUAUGAGCGCCAAUCUUUCAGUGCAUUGUGAUGGAAAGGAUAUUAAUUUUAAACCCAAUUCAAAGAGAAUGGCAAGCGAGGUAUUUUUGGGUGGAUCUUGUAACCCCACAACUUGGAGGUCAGACGUGGCGAUACCAACACUCCAGAGUCUUGGAAUCACAUAUUAUAAUCCCCAAGUUUCACAAUGGGGGCCAGAACUGAUAGCUCAAGAAUAUGAAGCUAAACAGGCAGCAAGGGUCUUACUAUUUGUUAUAGACAACCAAACACGCAACACUGCAGGUAUUAUAGAAGCAGCUCAAUUGGCAGCUACGCGCAGCAAUUCCUUAAUACUUGUUAUUUAUCCUUAUCGACCUGGUCAAAGCAUACUUGGAGAAAAUGUUUCGAUGCAAGAAUACUAUGACUUGAUGAAUGGGCUACUAGUACUUCAAAAUCUCGUGGAACGGCAGAGAAUACCAAUAUUCGGGAACAUAUCGAUUGCUCUCAAUUGUACAUCUAAGAUACUCCGUGAUGCUAUUAAUGUACAAGACUUAAAUGUUGAAGAUGGAAUUAGGCCACUUCGGUUGGGAACUGACCUCAUAAAAUUGAAUGAGAUAUUUAGGUCUAUGGAUGUUAAUAACACUGGAACAGUAAGCUUGGGCGAAGCAUGGAUUGCAUUACAGUCUAAUGCAAAAAGUAAUGUAUCGGUUGCAGAUUCGCUCAACGCUAUACACAAUUCAGAUGUAUAUGAGACAUUGAUAGCGAAUUUUUCGACAAGAGAUGAUCCGGCUGAAUAUCAAAUUAAUUUUGAACAAUUCUGUGCGGUCGCAACUGAGUGGGCUUGGAAAUUAAAAAAUAACAGCGUUGCCAGUGAAAGUGAGAUACCUUCAAUUUGGAGUAUAUUUUAUAAGAAGGCUUCAAAGUUCCUCCACAGAGCUUUCAUUCACCCUUUUAACAACUUUAUAGGUAUUUUCUGUUCAAACAGUCUUCUGCUAACUGGCUGGCCCAACACUUUAAUACCAGAGUCGGAAAAUCGAGAUAUAUUUGUUGGUGUGACUGGGAAAGAUAUAUUCUGGUUAAAUUCGACGGCUGCACCUCAAAUAAAAUCGGUGGGUUUAUCUGUGUACAAAGCAGAUUUAAAUGAAUAUGAUUUGAGGAUAUUAUCUCAACAAUUACAACAUAUGAAAGCAUCACAUAUAAUUUUACUAAUCGUCCCGCCCCAUUCGAGGGGCAUAUCUGUAAUGGCAUUGGCAGCUCAUUUCAUAGGACUCCGCUCAAAACUUGUUUUAUGCAUUCAGAGUCUUCCUGAUGAUUGUACAAUUUCUGGAGAAAAGCUAACUCAACAAGCUAUUAAGGACUAUAAUCGAGGAAGAAUGUAUUUAUCAGACUAUGCGACUCGCGAAGGUGUACCUGUAUUUCAAAAUAUUACCGAUGCUUUACAGCAUGCGAUAGAAGAAGUUCAACGUCGUUAAUUUUUAUAUAAUAGCUCCUCAAUUCUAAACUAAUUUAUUUUAUUUUUAUUUUACCAUUUUACUAUUUUUUUUUUAUUUUUUUUUUUUUCUCUUUUGUUUUGUCUUUGUUUAAAAUUAUUUUUACAGUAACUUAACUUGACAAUUUUUUGUAAUAUUUGGUAACUGGUUGAGGAUUGAUUAUAGUGUAUAUAUCAUUAAUUAUUCUAACGGCUGUAGUUAAUUUCAACUGAGAGCAGUCAUAACGAAAAAACGUAAAACGUUGAUUUUGAUGAAAAUAACAGUUUUAACCACACACUCUCACACACACAGACACACAUACACGCGCA